Cygnus olor (mute swan) is the source of this 722-nucleotide messenger RNA. It is a transcript of the gene AVPI1, whose product is annotated as arginine vasopressin induced 1. The transcript is spliced from 2 exons. The record is from RefSeq and is a predicted model, not a curated record. The coding region runs from base 97 to 453 and encodes 118 amino acids. NCBI's taxonomy places the organism in Eukaryota, Metazoa, Chordata, Aves, Anseriformes, Anatidae.
CGGGCCGCGACCCGCGCCGCCUGCCGGGGCCGUGCCGGGCCGGGGCCCGCCCUCGGCUCGCGCCGUCUCUCUCCGGUGCCCGCAGCGGCCGGGGCCAUGGGCACGCCGGCCUCGGUGGUGAGCGACCCCCCGGGCCGGGCGGCGCCCGCAGCCCGCGGCCGCAAGCGGGCCUCGGCCAACAUCUUCCAGGGCGUGGGGCUGCCGGAGCUGCGGAGCCUGUUCCGGAGCGGCGGGGCCGAGCGGCCCGAGGAGCGCGCCCGCCUCGUCUGGCGGUACGGCGGCCAGCGGCGGAUGGCCCGGGCCCUGCGGCGGCUCCGGCGGCGGCGAGCGGCCGAGCACGGCCCCGGGACGGCGGCGCUGCGGAGCUUCGGCCGCCCGCGGAUCCCCGAGAAGGAGCCGGAGCCCGGCGGCGGAGGGGCUGAGGCGGCCCCGGGGUCCCCGCGGCGGCGCUGAGCGGCCCGGGAACCGGCCCCGGGGGGCUGCGGGACGGCGGCGCUGGCUGGGCUCGCCCCAGACGCCGAGCGCACGGGCCACGAGCGCAGCGGUUACUAAAAGGGGGGCAGAGGCGGCUGCGACCCGGAUCCCGGCUGCUGCGCUGGAGCCGGCCCCGAGGGACGUCCCCACAGCCGCUCGGAGCUGCCGCUGAGACACGGAGGAGGCCAGGUGAACGGCAGCUCUGUUAUUCAGCCGGUUGCGUGGUUUAAAUACAUUACGUACAUUUC